AUGGCUUCAAAAAAUUAUUUUGAUAGACCAUGUAAAGAUAUUUAUUCCCAAUGUUCUUUGAAGAAAAAUGAAUGUGAAAUUAAUGUUUGUGGAUGUUUCAAAACAAUGGUUGAUUGUAUAUCACAAAAUAAAUGUAAACCAGUUACUAAUAGUGCAAAAUUGAGUGAUUCACCUACAACUAAUAAACAUAUUCGAGCAUCCAAUAAUGCUGUAGGCUUCAACGAAUUUUUUGGAAAAUUUCUUGCAGAUGAAAGUGCAACUAACUUAAGAAAUGAAUAA
Molecule: messenger RNA, 279 nt
Organism: Meloidogyne enterolobii
Lineage: Eukaryota; Metazoa; Nematoda; Chromadorea; Rhabditida; Meloidogynidae
Source: the annotation of a GenBank genome assembly